Arvicola amphibius (Eurasian water vole) is the source of this 8418-nucleotide messenger RNA. It is a transcript of the gene Sfmbt1, whose product is annotated as Scm like with four mbt domains 1. Gene Ontology annotation, molecular function: transcription corepressor activity; histone binding. The record is from RefSeq and is a predicted model, not a curated record. The transcript has 22 exons. Gene Ontology annotation, cellular component: nucleus. NCBI's taxonomy places the organism in Eukaryota, Metazoa, Chordata, Mammalia, Rodentia, Cricetidae. The coding region runs from base 643 to 3345 and encodes 900 amino acids. Gene Ontology annotation, biological process: regulation of DNA-templated transcription.
GGCCGAGCGUCUUUGCCUCCGCCGCAACCGGUGGCUCCGGCCUCCCCGGCGCUGCGGAUCGAGAGGCGCCGCCGCCCGACCCUCCGCCCGGACCCGUGGUCAGCGUCCCGAGGCCGCUCGGGAGGUCCGUGACCGUUUCGAUUUCUGUUCCCGAGUCUUGUUUUGUUCGCCGUAAAGACGACUGGAGGGACGAGCCGAGCGUCCUGCGAAGCAAGGCCUGCUCUUUGCGGAGCAGAUUGUGAGACGAGAAAUAAAUUCCCGCGGAAAGGAUGGACGUCGUGUUAAGUUUUUCCCAAGACGCCAGCUGUUCGCGUGGGGUCUCGCACUAAGCUGUCAAGCCCAGGUCACCCCUAGAGCUUGCUGUGCGCCCAGAGUGGGCUGGGACGCUUCUGUCUCAAGUAGGGCUUUUUUACUUGGUGGGAGCUCUUCCCUGCGGGUCACUCAAAGCCGUUAAUGACCACAGUGGUGUCUGAUUCUGGGACCAGCUCUUGGAUUUCUAAGGAUCAGAAUUUGCUGAGCAUCCUCAUUGUUACCACUUUGGUUUCAGUUGUUGUUCAAGCUCAUUUGUCUGUUUCCUGUCUUCUGCCCUUGUCCUGUACCAUCUGUUGCUGAUACAGCAGGACUCCAGUCAUAGAUCCUUGGAUGCCCACUGAACAGAAACUUGAAACCUCAGAUCAUCGUCAUAUCGUAGCAGAGAGCCUCAACCUAUCCUUGGCCCGGGGAGGAGCCAGCCCAUAUGCUGUGGAGAUGAACGGGGAGCAGCAGCUGGAUGCAGAUCCUGUGCCUGGUGUAGAAGUAGAAGAAUUCAGCUGGGAGGAUUAUCUAGACGAGACAGGCUCCACCACAGUUCCCUAUGCGUCGUUUAAACAUGUGGACAUACGUUUGCAAAAUGGCUUUGCUCCUGGGAUGAAGCUUGAGGUAGCUGUGAAAAAAGAUCCCGAAACUUACUGGGUUGCCACCAUCAUUACUGCCUGUGAGCAGUUACUCCUACUUCGUUAUGAAGGCUAUGGUGAAGACCGGAAAGCAGACUUCUGGUGUGAUAUCAGGAAAGCUGGCCUCUAUCCCCUUGGGUGGUGUGAGCAGAAUAAGAAGACCCUGGAAGUUCCAGAAGGCAUCCGACAUAAGGUGUCUGAUUGGGAUGCGUUUCUACAGCAGACCCUGAGAGGAGCCUGUGGUCCUCCCGUGUCUUUGCUAGAGGGCCUCCGUAAUGGAAGGAAUCCUUUAGAUCUCAUUGCUCCUGGGUCCAGACUAGAAUGUCAAGCUUUUCGAGACUCCUUAAGCACUUGGAUUGUUACUGUAGUGGAGAACAUCGGGGGACGGCUGAGGCUGCGCUAUGAAGGACUCGGAAGUUCUGACAAGUUUGAACACUGGUUGUACUACUUAGAUCCGUUUCUUCAUCACAUUGGUUGGGCUGCUCAGCAAGGAUAUGAACUUCAGCCCCCGUCAGCCAUCAGGCAUCUGAAAAAUGAAGCUGAUUGGCAAGAUAUUCUGGCCAAAGUAAAAGAGGAGGAGGAAGAGCCAUUACCUUCUUAUUUAUUUAAGGAUAAGCAAGUUAUUGGAACCCAUGAAUUUUCUGUAAAUAUGAAAUUGGAAGCUGUGGAUCCAUGGUCUCCUUUUGGGAUUUCUCCUGCUACAAUUGCUAAGGUUUUUGAUGAUAAGUACUUUCUGGUGGAAAUGGAUGAUCUUCGAUCAGAAGACCAUACAAGGCGGUCAUUUGUGUGCCAUGCUAACAGUCCUGGUAUCUUUCCUGUGCAAUGGAGUCUAAAGAAUGGUUUACACAUCAACCCUCCUCCGGGCUUCCGGAGCCAGGACUUUGACUGGGCUGACUACCUCAAACAGUGUGGUGCUGCAGCUGCCCCCCAGAAGUGCUUCCCUCCGUCAAUUUCUGAUCACCAGUUUAAGAAGAACAUGAAGCUGGAGGCUGUGAACCCUCUCCUCCCUGAAGAAGUGUGCAUUGCUACCAUCACUGCAGUGAGAGGCUCCUACCUGUGGCUCCAGCUGGACGGUUCUAAGAAACCUAUACCUGAAUUUAUUGUAAGUGUGGAGUCGAUGGAUAUAUUUCCUCUGGGCUGGUGUGAAACCAAUGGCCAUCCUCUCAGUACUCCUCGCCGGGCACGAGUGCAUAAACAACGGAAAAUUGCAGUGGUUCAACCAGAAAAACAAAUACUCUCUUCAAGAACUGUCCAUGAGGGCCUGAAGAAUCAGCUGAACUCCACACACUCAGUGAUGAUCAAUGGCAAAUAUUGUUGUCCAAAGAUAUACUUCAACCACCGCUGUUUCUCAGGACCGUAUCUUAACAAAGGAAGAAUUGCUGAGCUGCCGCAGUGUGUAGGACCUGGGAACUGUGUUCUGGUACUUAGAGAGGUCCUCACUUUACUUAUCAAUGCAGCCUACAAACCCAGUCGUGUCCUUCGUGAGCUCCAGCUGGACAAAGAUUCUGUGUGGCAUGGAUGUGGGGAAGUCCUGAAAGCCAAAUACAAAGGGAAGAGUUAUCGAGCUACUGUUGAGAUAGUGAAGACAGCAGAUCGAGUGCCUGAGUUCUGCCGACAAACAUGUAUCAAAUUGGAAUGUUGUCCUAACCUUUUUGGUCCGCGGAUGGUUCUGGAUACAUGUUCUGAGAACUGCUCCGUUCUUACAAAGACUAAAUACACACACUAUUAUGGAAAGAAGAAAAAUAAAAGAAUUGGGAGGCCACCUGGUGGUCAUAGUAAUUUAGCUUGUGCCCUGAAAAAAGCCAGUAAGAAGAGAAAAAGGCGGAAAAAUAUUUUUGUUCAUAAGAAGAAACGGGCUUCUGCAUCUGUUGACAAUACCCCAGUGGGCUCACCCCAGGGAAGUGGGGGAGAAGAUGAGGAUGAUGCAGAUGAUGGAGAUGAUGAGUCCUUAAGUGAGGGCAGCACAUCUGAACAACAGGACGAGUUACAGGAAGAAUCCGAAACGUCAGAAAAAAAAUCAAGCUCCUCUUCUCCCACCCAGAGUGAGAAGUCUGCCCCACUGCCCCCAGACACACAGACAAGUAAAAAAGAACCCGGCACUCUUUCAUUCUCAGAUGAUGAAAAUAAGCCUCCUUCACCAAAGGAAAUAAGGAUUGAAGUUGACGAAAGGCUUCACCUGGACAGUAACCCACUGAAGUGGAGUGUGGCAGAUGUCGUGCGGUUCAUCAGAUCCACUGACUGUGCGCCACUGGCAAGAAUAUUCCUGGACCAGGAAAUUGAUGGGCAAGCCCUUUUGCUCCUUACCCUUCCCACCGUUCAAGAGUGCAUGGACUUGAAGUUGGGACCUGCCAUCAAGCUUUGCCAUCACAUAGAGAGGAUCAAGUUUGCUUUUUAUGAGCAGUUUGCUAACUGAGAAGGACAAGCAGGGGGAGCCGGGUCUUCGAAGCACAGUUCAGUAAACCGUUUGCCCUGCUCUCAAGGUGGCUGCAGUCGUCCUGGGGCUGUGGGCCCUGCAGAUGUUGGCUAGCUUUCUUUGCACUUUCAGGGAAGGAGGACAUGCACUGAGGAAGCGCAAACAGCACAAAAAUGGCUCUCCUGCAGUGGAAAUACGACCUCUGCUCGGAAGAUUGCAGUUUCUAAAAGUUGUGAGAAAACAACCUUAAAACUGUGGAUUCCCAUGAAUGGAAAAUCAGAGUGAUCUGGACAGCACCUGUUUGGUUCUCUCCAUUCUGCCCCUUCCCACUGUAGACUGAACUUCGUUCUUGAAGAGAGAGGACACAGCUCUAAGUCAGCACUGACUUGGGACUGUGCCUAAGGCACAUCAGUGCUUCAUUGCCAUUGUGUUUUUAAGCUUUUUUUUUUUAAAUUAAAGCAGUUCAUUUUGGGGAUAAUUAUAUGGCUCUAGGGUUUUGAAUGUCUAGUUAAACGUUGAUCCAUUUUAAAAUCUAUUCGUAGGAGUUUCUUUGUUUACUACCUCUGUUGAUGACUGCGCUUACAGCCAUGAGUGACAUUUUUUGUAUGAUGCCAUUUUUAAGCUGAAUGCUGAAACUAUGACAGAAGUUAGAGAAGGCCCUGUCUGCUUUCUUAACAAUAUCACGUGGCACUUACACCAGUCCCUUAACCAAUUUCUCCUCAGAAUUCUACUGUUACAUUCUUCAUCUUUACCCAGUUCUGGCCACCAUUGUUAAGCGGCCUCACAAAGACUAAUGUCUGCUAUUUCAGUUUUGAAAGAUACUUAUGUGGCUUUUAUUUAUGUUUAUUUCUCUCUAGAGUUGUUUGACUACCUCUGUUUCAUCUCUGGAGUCUCUGCUCUCAGUGAAAAUCAGUGGUGUCCUUUGGCUCCACUGUAAAGCCCAUUUUCCCGGUUCUCUAGGUGUGUCCAGGAAGAAGCACAGGAGAGCAAAGUAUGGAGUUUCUUAGUAGCAUCCUAGGGUUAUAAGUAUGUGACAACGCCACCCCAAAUGUCCCAGAUCUUGCUUCAUCUGGAAAGCCAAUCAGAGCUGAUUGGUACUUGCUUGGAUGGGAGAGGUAGUGGAGGAGUCUGGAAACCUCUGUAGCCAUGCUUAUACCUGUCUCCAGUCACACCAUUUAAAUUGAAUGUAAUUUACAUUCUGAGAAAUCCCAUUCAUUAGCUCAGUCUUUGAAUUUUUUUUCAAUUAAACUCAAGUUGACAUGAAAUUCCAGGUGAAUUUUCACUUUUAAUGACAUUGUUAGCUAUUAUAGAAAAUAGCACUUGCUAUGCUAUAGCCAUGAGUAAGGAAAGACAUACAUGCACAGGUUGCCUCCUUUAAAUGUUUUCCUUGUUGAUUAUUUAUUUAUUUAUUUAUUUAUUUAUUUGGUUACCUUGAUCUCUACAGAUUUAUACCCUAGCAUUUUUUCCUCAAGAAUUGAAAAUGUUUUAAAAUUGCAAACUGAGUAAAUUCUGAACAACUAUACAAAUUGCAAAUAUAAGGUAAUAUUACAAAUUUAAAUUGUGAAUUUUUUUCUUUCCUCACCUCAACCCCCACUUGUUUUUAUGAACACUGGGAAAGUCUGUAGUCUAGAUCCUGUUCUUCAUUGGAUAACUCUUGACCUGACAGCCAAGUCUUAAAACAAUGACUAUUCACAUCGUCACCAUCAGGCAUAUCUGGAAGAAGCUUCAUCUAAGUAACAGCUCAUUGUCUGAGCUUACUUAGAAAUCCAGCUUUUAAAAAAUAACUGGAGUUUUCAUGUUGCUGGAGAGAAACAUUCUCGAUAGUAAACAGCUGGUAUUGGCAGGCUGAUUUGGAGUGGUUGUCUUUUUAGAAUUUCCCCAAGACCUCAGCGGUUAAGUCAGUACAAGAGGGGGUGUCAUGAGGACAUAAAACGUAUACCUAUAGAAUUUCACAUUGUUGUAGUAAAAGGAGGGGUGACAACAAUGACUGUGCCAUUAUGUCGUUCUUCUUGAACUCAAAGAUCACAGAAUGUAGAACCAUCAGAGAUGACAGGCCCUAAGUAGUUCCGAGUGGGGGAGGGGUAGGGCACAAUGGUCUUGUCUGACUGUACCGUCAUUAGUUUCUUUCUCCUGUAGAAAGGCCAGUCAUAAAUUAGGCAAGUGAGGAGAGCACACUUACUGGGAUACGGCAUACUCGUAUCUGCCCCAUCCCUCCUCCCAGGUGUCACACAUAAGAGGAUUGUAUGAGAAUUCUGCAAAAAAAAUUUUUUAAAGUAUAAAAUCCUAAUCCCAGAUUGGGUAUGGUGAUACAUACCUCUAGUCCCAGCACUUGAGAAGUGGAAAUGAGGAUCAGAAGUUCAAGAUCAUCCUCAGCUACGUAGUGAGUUCUGGGCCAGCCUGGACUAUAUGGGACCCUGUUUUGUUCUGCUUUCGUUUUGUUUUUGUUUUUUUCCAUUUAUCUAACAAAGAUGCUGAGGUUAGGUUGGGUAGCAGUCAUGUUCAGUUAUGAUGAUUCUGAGAUUCUUAAGGUGGUAAUAUCUUGCGUUGUUGGGGAAGAGGUUUGUGUUUUGGACAUUUGUAUGUGAAGUCUCAAAAAAACAGAAGAAAAGAAAAAGAAAGAAACCUCAUAAAUUUAUUAGAGGUGUGUUAUCUGGAGUUCCCCUGCACUUGUUCCCACAGCUUGCCUGCUGUCGAGUUUUUUGUGAUCUAUGUUUAACCUGGGUUGACAAACUUACAAGCACAUGGAAGGCCUCUUCUCCUAGACCUGAGAAGUUAGCGGACUUAAACUAGACUCUACAGCUAUGCUGGUCUUUUUAGCCAACCCUUGACCUGUACGUGCACAUUGGCCCCAAUGUUUUGACUAUAUUUCCUGGGUUUCUUGUGACUGCUAUUUUCCUUUGUGAGGCACCUUCAUUCUUUUCAAGUAUAGGGAUGCAUUAAUGGAACCUUUGAAUUCUAUCUUUAGCCUUUCUAUAGCAAUGUACUUGGUUCCCUGUGUUUAUAAUAUGGGUCCAGGAAAGGUAUUAGUUAACCUCUGGAAAGGAUGAUCUUGGUAGAUAUUUAUGAAUUAUGAUAGAGGCAGGCUAGAAAACCACCGAGUUUAGCCUUCAUGUGUCUCUUUUCCUAGAAAUAAAAUGGUUUUCACUGCAAGGGAAAGAGCAUCGGACCAAAGCUUCCCGAACACUUGAGUACAUUUUAUGUGCCCUCUAGAGCCAAUUCAGUUAUUAGUGUGAUGCCUGAAUACAGCUUAAGGCAGGUAGGGCUCACAACACCCCACCCCUCUCAAGCCAACAUUGUUUCUAAGAGACACAGAACAUCAGGGAACCUAAAUGAAAAGUAACAGCAAUGUAAAAUCAUUGUAAAACCUGUCACUGAUACUUAUUCUUACUUGGUGCCUCUCAGCAAAAACUUAGAUUGAAGAGAUUCUUUUCUGGUUUCAUUGAUUAUUAGAAGUGCUAGUAGUCUUUGGACUGUGGAAACACAGUGAAUUCAAACUUGUCUUACAUACUGGGGAUAUUCCAUGUGUGUGCAAAUUCAUACAGGUCCCUAAGUAAUCUGUUUUAUCAGUAGGACAUAUGUUGUCCUUUUGAAGUGAGGAAGGCAAAUCACUAACAGAAGCUAAGUAGAAAACUUGAGCUAACAAGAUACUCCCUCUGUAAAUUUGGAUGUCUCCAGUCUUAGGACCUUUGUAAGUUGCUGUCUUGUGGCCAUGGUUUUGAUUAGAAACUCUGUAAGGGCAGAGCCUCCUGUACAACCAAGAAGUAAUGGUCACUUUCCCAGAAUUAGCUUUAUUCACUUUAAAUGUUUUACUUAUGAAUUUUGAUGAUUGCUUUGUAUGAGAAUAUAUGUACUUGGAGAGUUUGAAUUUAUCCGCAUAAGCUACCCAUUGACCUAGAGUUUUGUUGUAAGAAAUCUAAGCCCAAAGUCUAGUCCAAAUGGAUCUGGUUCUGUUGGUUCACUUGGGGAUUGUUUUCCUUAGUGCUUGUCUUCGGCCACACCGGUAGCUUUGCUCUGUAAGCAGCAUUAAGUUUGAGACAUAAGGUAAUGGUUAUUAAAUGCACUGCAUGGUGAUUUUUUUUUCUUGCUGCUGUGUUUAAGAAGUCAAAAUUUCACAGUAACCUGGAGAAACAGGAGUGAAGGUUUGUCGGGGAGGUCUAAGACUCUGCUAGUGCUUUUUCUAGCUAGUCUGGCGUGGCAUUCCGGCCUACCACAGUGAAGCAUUGUGAAAGGGAGACAGGCAGCAGAGUCACCAGACAGUUGUCACUACCAGCCUUAGAGUGCAGAGCUGAGCCGCGGGGAGGAGGGGGUGAGCUUGCUGACCCUGAAGCGGUGUCACCAUUGCUGAUGUGUGACAGGGACUGUACUCAGGAUGUGUGGAGACUCAGGCCUAAGGGUUCCUGUACGGCUUAUCUGCCUAAUUGUGUCUAGCUUGGCAGAAUAGAGGCGGUCACAGAAUGUUGAAGGUUAUAGACUUUAAGGGCAGCUCAGAUCACAAAGCAGAUUGGUAGAGACAGAAGUCUACAAAGCUUAGGCAGUCUCUAGUCCGUUUGAAGUCUCUGGAAAAAAUAGUUUGAAUGUUUCUCUUGAGAGUGCACAUUUGCUUUUCCCUCACCCCCUCCUCUUUUUUUAGUUGAAUUUUCUCUAAUGACAAUCAGAGGCCUGCCAGGAUUGGGACUUCAGGCUGGUUCCAGCUCUGUCCUUAGGCCUUUCCAGUACUCCCUCCUUGGAAGUAAUGCACCUUAUUUAAUGUAUUUUGCUUUAAAAAAAAAAAUCAAAUUGCUUGUUUGGAACAAAAUGAGACGCUUUUGGCAUUGUAUACUACCUGCUUGCUGUUUUUACUCUUAAUUUAAAAUUUAUGCUUUGAAGACCAAGUACACUUAAGGAGAAAUAUGCACUAGAAUACCUAUUUCCCAUCAAGUUUGAUGGAUAUAAUUUUAAAGGAUUAAAAACAAAGCAAAACUAUUUUGAAUGAAUAUAUGUGUGCUUUUCUUUCUUUUGGCAAAUUAGUAAGUUUGUGAUAUGACCGUUUUAAAUGGUUGUGAGAAAAUUAAACAGGUAUUAAUCUGUCUUUAA